AUGAUGGCUUCUCAGACGUCACCCACGGCGGCGAUGCAUCCGCAUCAUGUUGUCCAGCAGGGUCGAGGCCAACCCAAUGGCCAUGUUGCCUUGCAGCCUCCGCAUCCAGCAAAGCCAGCAUCGCACUACCUUCAGCAAGCAAACGAGGGCAUCUGGUUGCAGCUUGGAAGUGUCUCGGAGAUGAUGGGCGAGUACGAUAGCGCGACUCAGGCAUAUGAACGCGCCCUUAGCUUCAACAACCACUCAGUCCAGGCUAUGCUUGCUAUCUCAUGCAUCCUCCGUUCCAAGGAUCAAUUCCCAGCUGCUGUCGAGUAUCUUAAGCAGAUUCUCCGCAUCGAGGUUGCCAACGGAGAAGUCUGGAGCGCUCUUGGCCACUGCUAUCUUAUGAUGGACGACCUUCAACAAGCGUACUCGGCUUACCAGCAAGCUCUUUAUCACUUGCCUGACCCCAAGCUCUGGUACGGCAUCGGUAUCCUCUACGAUCGCUAUGGCUCGCUCGAACACGCCGAGGAAGCCUUCUCCCAAGUCAUGCGCAUGGACCCGCGCUUUGAGAAAGCCAACGAGAUAUACUUCCGCCUUGGUAUAAUAUACAAGCAACAGCAGAAGUUUCAGCAAAGUUUGGAGUGCUUCAAAUACAUUGUUACCGACCCUCCUCGACCUCUGAGUGAAGAGGACAUCUGGUUCCAAAUUGGUCAUGUGUACGAGCAGCAGAAAGAGUACGACUCUGCUAAGAGCGCUUACAUGCGCGUCCUUGACCGCGAUCCCAACCACGCCAAGGUGCUGCAACAACUUGGAUGGCUGCACCAUCAGCAAAGCACCAGCUUCAGCAGUCAAGAGCAGGCUAUAGAAUACCUGGAAAAGUCGGUCAAUUCCGACCAGACCGAUGCACAGAGCUGGUACCUCCUUGGUCGCUGCUACAUGUCGCAGCAGAAGUACCCCAAGGCAUACGAGGCUUAUCAGCAAGCCGUCUACCGUGACGGCCGCAACCCCACCUUCUGGUGCUCGAUUGGUGUCUUGUACUAUCAGAUCAACCAGUAUCGCGAUGCUCUGGAUGCUUACUCGAGGGCUAUCCGCCUCAAUCCCAACAUCUCAGAGGUUUGGUACGAUCUCGGCACACUGUACGAGUCCUGCAACAACCAGACCAACGACGCUCUCGACGCCUACUCUAGAGCCGCUGAGCUCGACCCGACCAACGUGCAUAUCAAGGCUCGCCUCGCCCUGCUCAAGGGUCAGCCAACCAACGGUCUUCCCAACCAAGCGGGCGCUCCGCUUCCUCAAGAUGUGCCUCCUCAAGCAUACCAGCCAGGCGCUCUGGGCGCUGGCCCUCCUGCUCCUCAAUGGGGAGCACCUCCUCCCGGCCAAGCUCAAGCUGCUCAACAGCCUCCUCCAGGUGCAGACUGGUCCCGUAACAACCGUCUUGCCGACCUCCAGAACCCUCAAAACCCUGGUUCCCAGCCCCAGAUGCUGAACCCGUAUGAUUCGAGGGAUCGCCUUGCUCAGCACGUCCCUCCCCGCCAGCCUACGCCUCCAAAGCAAGAGCCUAGGCAAUAUCAGGAUCAGCCCCAGCCUCAACGUCCUCCUCCUCCAGCCCACAGAGGUCUUUCGCCUUCACCCAAGGUGCUUUACAAUGCUCCGGGGCCUGGUGCCUACCCUCCGGCACCCCAAGCUCAGACCCCUUCCCAGCUUCCUCAGCCCCUUCCACAGCAGCAGGGACCGGCUCCACCCAACCGCAUUGCCAACCCUAACUAUGGCCCGCAAUCAUCUAGUGUACCUCCUCCAGCUGCAAGCAUGGGUGCACCUCCACCAGCCCAGGGACAAGCUCCUGGCUACCCCAACAGGAUGGCUAGUCCUCCUGAAAUUCGUCCAAUCAUUGAGAACCAAAACACUUCUCCUAAUGGCAAGUUCGGCCGUCAGCCUUUUGAACACCACCCUACAUCUGGUACGCCUAGCAUUGCUGGAGGUGCUCCUCCACCCAAUGCAGCUUUGCAGGCAGCUGAGGCAGCAGCCAGAGAGCGCGAAGAUCGUCCUUCAACCGCUCCCCCCAAGAGACACAGAGAGUGGGAAGAUGACGCCUCUAGCAUGAGCUCCCAGAAGAAGCCCGCCAACGAAGAGAGUCGUUCGCGUCUGGAAGAUCCCAGCAGCAGACGUGCUUCGCCGCCAGACCGUAUGGACCGCAUUCCGAAGUCACCAUAUAGAAGCCCCUCAGAGGUGCGACGUGCAGAUGAUCAGCGUCGUGCCACUGAGAACUACCACCCUUCUGAAGCUGCUCACCACCCACCAGCCCUUGGACCCUCUCAGGUUAACCCCCAACCCUCUCCUCGCAUUGGAGCAACAGACGAACGCAAGGAACAGCCUACGCCAGUACCCUCUGCUCAACAGCUUGCUCCACCUCCUCAACCUCAACCGCAACCUCCUACUCAAGCUCCGACGCCUGUCCAAACUCAGGCUCCACCACAACCUCAGCCUCAACCUCAACAGCCUCACCUGGAGCCAGCGGCUCGCAAGAUGGACAUGGAUGAGGAUUAUGAUGAUAGUGGUGACGAGGAGAAGAGGCCCGUUAAGCCUCAAAGUGAAAGAAAUAGCCCCAAGGCAAGCAAUGGCGCUGGUCACGAUUGA
Messenger RNA from Aureobasidium musti, 2616 nucleotides. NCBI's taxonomy places the organism in Eukaryota, Fungi, Ascomycota, Dothideomycetes, Dothideales, Saccotheciaceae. The record is from the annotation of a GenBank genome assembly.